GAGACGGUGAAGAGGCGUCAGGAAGAGGUGGCAGCGAAGUGGAGGGUGGAGGUGGAGGCGGAGGCGGCGUGAACGUGAGAAUUUGAGAGAGAAGAUUGACUUUUAAGAGUGAAGCGCAAAUCAUUUGGAGGGAGGUGACUCCGAUUUGAGUACGAAAAAUGUAUGUGCCGGCAAAGAGCGAUCAUCAAAAUCAUUGUCGUCGCAAGAAAGAAAUCAAAUGGAAUUUUGUACUUCGUUUGCUAGAGAAAGGGCAAAGUUGGAGGCAUUUUCGUACUCAAUCACGUCGGAGUUUCUUCCAUGGAAGGAAUGAAGAAUAUUAAGUCUGGUCAAUGGAAUUUAUUCAAAAAUCUACAUAUAUUUUCUCUUGGUGCCUGUAAAUUGUAAACUAGAAAAUCAAGAAGUGUUGAGAGAGAUAUGGACAAUGGAGAAGAGAACGAUAUCAUUUGCUUGGAUGAAUCUUUCUUCGUCAACGACAACUACCAAAUCGCAAGGUUUACAUUUGGGUCACAAAUUCUUGAACUCUACUGCCUCCAGUCCGCCUCCGCUGAUUUUGAUUUGACAGGGCAGAUGGUAUGGCCUGGAGCAGAGCUCUCGAAUAAUUAUCUCUCGAAGAAUUCUGACAUUCUGCGAGGGUGUUCUGUUAUCGAGCUUGGCUCUGGUGUUGGCAUUACGGGGAUACUCUGUAGCAGAUUUUGUAGGGAGGUAGUUAUGACUAACCAUAAUGAUGAGGUUCUUAAGGUCAUAACAAGGAAUAUUGAGUUAGACGACUCUUCCAAGAAUUCAACUUGUUUUACCAAAUUGAAAUCUGCAAAGCUAGAAUGGGGAAAUUCUGAGCAACUUGAUGACAUAUUGCAGAGGCAUCCAGAAGGAUUUGAUCUUGUUCUUGGAGCUGAUAUUUGCUUUCAGCCAGCCAGUGUUCCUCUCCUCUUUCAUACUGUGAAAAGGCUCCUCAAUGUCGGCCUCAAAAAGAAGUGUCGGUUGGUGGUGUUAUCCGAAGUGUGUGGAUUUUGACUUGGUUGGGCAUAGUCAGCGUGUAGGUGGGGUUGGAGGAGAGGAAGAAGUUGAUUCUAAAGUAUCUCAAAAUCACUGUGAAGGUGGAAGUAAAGUGAAAGAUUUUAUUUUGGUGUUAUUUGUUAGGUUUUCGUUGUUAGUUUCAUUUGUAGCCAUUAUGGUGAGUUUGAAGACGUAGGUUUUCACAAGUAGAUUGCAGUGCGUGAGUUUGGGAAAAAAAUUUGGCGAAGAAUUACAGUGCGUGAACUUGGGGAAAAAUUUGAUGUGUUCAAAGCAAUGUAAUUUGAUUAUGUGUUCUAAGUAUGAAUUUAUUUAAGUUUCAAGGUUCAAA
Salvia splendens (bonfire salvia) is the source of this 1342-nucleotide messenger RNA. Its product is annotated as protein-lysine N-methyltransferase EFM3. Gene Ontology annotation, molecular function: protein methyltransferase activity. Bases 415 to 1011 code for a protein of 198 amino acids. Gene Ontology annotation, biological process: protein methylation. The record is from RefSeq and is a predicted model, not a curated record. The transcript has 2 exons. Lineage: Eukaryota; Viridiplantae; Streptophyta; Magnoliopsida; Lamiales; Lamiaceae. Gene Ontology annotation, cellular component: nucleus.